CACACGUUCCUAUGAAACUUCUCAGCGCUUCUCAACUAGAACACGGACCAACCUAUAUCCACUUCCUGUGGCGGCAGGAAACGUGCGAGCUGCAGGCAUGGUGUGGUCUGCAGCUGAGGUUCUCAGAGCCUCAGGGGGCUCCAUCCCACCCCAACUCUAGAGUUAGUUCACCCUCCAAGAGGGCAAACCCUCCGGAGAGCCUCCCUCGCUGCCCAGAGCCACCCACCGCCUCUGUCUCCCCAUCUGCUGUGAUCUGAGUGUCUGCCCCCACAAAUCCCUGUGCUGGACAAGCAUCCAAGGACUGCGAUGUGCCGGACUUAGCUGCUGUCUGAGAGGAUGUCUGGGGUGUCCGAGCCCCUGAGCCGAGUGAAGGUGGGCACGCUACUCCGGCCUGAAGGCCCCCCAGAGCCCAUGGUGGUGGUGCCAGUGGACGUGGAGAAGGAGGACGUGCGGAUCCUCAAGGUCUGCUUCUACAGCAACAGCUUCAACCCCGGGAAGAACUUCAAGUUGGUCAAAUGCACGGUGCACACCGAGGUCCGGGAGGUCAUCGCCUCCAUCCUGCUGAGCGGGCGGAUCGGGCCCAACAUCCAGCUGGCCGAGUGCUACGGGCUGAGGCUGAAGCACAUGAAGUCGGACGAGACCCACUGGCUGCACCCGCAGAUGACGGUGGGAGAGGUGCAGGACAAGUACGAGUGCCUCCACGUGGAAGCAGAGUGGAGGUAUGACCUUCAGAUCCGCUACUUGCCAGAGGACUUCCUGGAGAGCCUGAAGGAAGACCGGACCACACUGCUCUAUUUUUACCAACAGCUCCGGAGUGACUACAUGCAACGCUACGCCAGCAAGGUCAGCGAGGGCAUGGCGCUGCAGCUGGGCUGCCUGGAGCUCAGACGCUUCUUCAAGGACAUGCCCUACAAUGCCCUCGACAAGAAGUCCAACUUCGAGUACCUGGAGAAGGACGUGGGUCUGGACGUGUUCUUCCCAAAGCAGAUGCAGGAGAACUUGAAGCCCAAGCAGUUCCGCAAGAUGAUCCAGCAGACCUUCCAGCAGUACGCCUCGCUGCGGGAGGAGGAGUGCGUCAUGAAGUUCUUCAACACCCUGGCGGGCUUCGCCAAGAUCGACCAGGAGACCUACCGCUGUGAACUCAUUCAAGGGUGGAACAUCACCGUGGACCUGGUCAUCGGCCCCAAGGGCAUCCGCCAGCUGACAAGCCAGGAUGCAAAGCCCACGUGUCUGGCUGAGUUCAAGCAGAUCAAGUCCAUCAUGUGCCUGGCGCUGGAGGAGGGCCAGGCCAUACUGCAGCUGGGCAUUGAGGGUGCCCCCCAGUCCUUGUCCAUCAAAACCUCCUCUCUGGCAGAGGCCGAGAACAUGGCUGACCUCAUAGACGGGUACUGCCGGCUGCAGGGGGAGAACAAAGGCUCUCUCAUCCUGCAUCCCAGGAAGAGCACGGGUCUGAUGAAAGAUGGUGAGAAGCGGAACAGCCUGCCCCAGAUCCCUGUGCUGAGUCUGGAGCCUGGCAGACCACCGCUGUCGGAAAGCUGCAGCAUAGAGUCGGACAUCUACAUGGAGAUCCCCGAUGAGACCCUGCGGCAGCCGGCAGGCACCCACUACAGUGUCGCCCGGGAAGACGUGGUUCUGAACCGGAUUCUUGGUGAAGGCUUUUUUGGGGAGGUUUACGAAGGCGUCUACACGAAUCACAAAGGGGAGAAGAUCAACGUGGCCGUGAAGACCUGCAAGAGGGACUGCACCCUGGACAACAAGGAGAAGUUCAUGAGCGAGGCAGUGAUCAUGAAGCACCUCGACCACCCGCACAUCGUGAAGCUGCUCGGCAUCAUCGAGGAGGAGCCCACCUGGAUCAUCAUGGAGCUGUACCCUCACGGGGAGCUGGGCCACUACCUGGAGAGGAACAAGAACUCCCUGAAGGUGCUCACGCUGGUCCUGUACUCGCUGCAGAUCUGCAAGGCCAUGGCCUACCUGGAGAGCGUCAACUGCGUGCACAGGGACAUCGCCGUCCGGAACAUCCUGGUGGCCUCCUCGGAGUGUGUGAAGCUGGGGGACUUCGGCCUCUCCCGCUACAUUGAGGACGAGGAGUAUUACAAGGCCUCCGUGACGCGUCUCCCCAUCAAGUGGAUGUCCCCUGAGUCCAUCAACUUCCGCCGCUUCACCACGGCCAGCGACGUCUGGAUGUUCGCCGUGUGCAUGUGGGAGAUCCUGAGCUUCGGGAAGCAGCCCUUCUUCUGGCUGGAGAACAAGGACGUCAUCGGGGUGCUGGAGAAGGGGGACCGGCUGCCCAAGCCCGACCUCUGCCCGCCCAUCCUCUACACCCUCAUGACCCGCUGCUGGGACUACGACCCCAGCGAGCGGCCCCGCUUCACCGAGCUCGUGUGCAGCCUCAGUGACAUUUAUCAGAUGGAGAAAGACAUCGCCAUAGAGCAGGAGAGGAAUACUCGCUACCGACCCCCCAAAAUCUUGGAGCCCACAGUCUACCAGGAGCCGCCACCCAAGCCCAGCCGGCCCAAGUACAGGCCCCCUCCACAAACCAACCUGCUGGCGCCCAAGCUGCAGUUCCAGGUCCCCGAGGGCCUGUGUGCCAGCUCACCUACGCUCACCAGCCCUAUGGAGUAUCCAUCUCCUGUAAAUUCGCUGCACACCCCGCCUCUCCACCGGCACAAUGUCUUCAAGCGCCACAGCAUGCGGGAGGAGGACUUCAUCCGGCCCAGCAGCCGCGAGGAGGCCCAGCAGCUGUGGGAGGCCGAGAGGGCCAAGAUGCGGCAGAUCCUGGACAAGCAGCAGAAGCAGAUGGUGGAGGAUUACCAGUGGCUCAGGCAGGAGGAGAAGUCCUUGGACCCCAUGGUUUACAUGAACGACAAGUCCCCGCUGACCCCAGAGAAGGAGGCCGGUUACACGGAGUUCACGGGGCCCCCCCAGAAGCCACCGAGGCUGGGCGCACAGUCCAUCCAGCCCACGGCUAACCUGGACCGGACGGACGACCUGGUGUACCUCAACGUCAUGGAGCUGGUGCGGGCAGUGCUGGAGCUCAAGAACGAGCUCACGCAGCGGCCGCCCGAGGAGUACGUGGGGGUGGUGAAGAACGUGGGCAUGACCCUGCGGAAGCUCAUCGGGAGCGUGGACGACCUCCUGCCCUCCCUGCCGCCUCCCUCGCGGACAGAGAUCGAGGGGACCCAGAAACUGCUCAACAAGGACCUGGCCGAGCUCAUCAACAAGAUGCGGCUGGCCCAGCAAAACGCAGUGACGUCCCUGAGCGAAGAGUGCAAGCGCCAGAUGCUCACGGCCUCCCACGCCCUGGCUGUGGACGCCAAGAACCUGCUGGACGCCGUGGACCAGGCCAAGGUCCUGGCCAACCUGGCGCGCCCACUUGCAGAGUGACUGGGGCGCGUGCCCGCGUCUCGCCCUGCCUGCAGCCUGCGCGCCCUCCCCCGCCCCGGCCCUGCCUCACCUCUGGACACCUGGAUCUGCUGGGGGAUGGCCCGAGGGGGUCCUGCCCUUGCCACUUUGCACGACCCCGUCUCCCCACCCCGGCCCCAGACUGUGCUGCUCAGGCUGCAGCUGAACGGAGGACCCAGGGUUGUAGAAGCAGUGACAGAGGGCUCACGGGGAGCCAUGCGCUGGCCACACCCUCCUCACACCUGCCCGAACUGUUGGGGGUACAGGGGUGCAUCCGGUGGCCAUGAGCGCUUCAUGCAUGGACAAGGCAGGCCAAUUUGGGGACCAAGCCAUUCCUUCUUCUUCCUUGGCCCGUGGAGGCCCCUCCCUUGGGGGCCGGCAGCUGGCGAGGUGCGGGGGGCUGGCUUUCUUGUACAGUGUAUAUUGGGAUUUAUUUAAUGUGACCGUCUGGGCUGACAGUGGGUGCCCCGGAGCCUGGGACAGUCCAGAGCAAGCUGUGGGAGGCCGGGCCCAGCACCCCCAUUGUCAGCAGGACGUGGGUCGGGAGAAGGGGAGAGGCGAGGCCCCAAUGCCCCCCGGACAGCCAUUCCCCCAACUCGUCCCUCCUCCCUCCCUCCUCCCCUUUUCUUACUCCUUCUGGCCCUUCCCCCACCCGCCUCAUCCACCAAAGUGUCUCUAGAGAACACUUUCACCUUUCUACAUGACUAUAGAUCAGUAAAAU
Molecule: messenger RNA, 4123 nt
Organism: Talpa occidentalis (Iberian mole)
Lineage: Eukaryota; Metazoa; Chordata; Mammalia; Eulipotyphla; Talpidae
Gene: PTK2B
Product: protein tyrosine kinase 2 beta
Exons: 31
Coding region: 337-3384 (1015 amino acids)
Biological process (GO): signal complex assembly; protein phosphorylation
Cellular component (GO): cytoskeleton; focal adhesion
Molecular function (GO): ATP binding; protein tyrosine kinase activity
Source: RefSeq, a predicted model, not a curated record